UUGGGUCUCUUUACUCUUCCUGUUUUUGCAGUGUGUAUGCUGGUCUAUUUCCGUUUUUGCGUUUGAUUGAUUCUCGCAAAAUCUGGACGUGGUCCUCGAUCAUCAAAAGGGAAAGUUGAGUUCUGCAGUUUGAAUUGACUUUUGGUGUUUUGUGUUUGUUUGCUCUGUUGAGAUUUGAGCACCAAACCCUCCAUCUCCUUUCGGAUCUUGCUCAUUUCCCUCAUCUCAAUCACAUUUCCUUUCUUGCUGCCGGCGGUAGAGGAAGAUUGUGAAAGGGGUUAAGUGAAGAGAGAAGAAAGAAGUAGGUAGAUCUACUGUGAUUAGAUCUGGGCGUGGGAGUCUGACGAGGAAAUGUUGAGUGAUGUCCUUUCUUGCUGCCGGCGGUAGAGGAAGAUUGUGAAAGGGGUUAAGUGAAGAGAGAAGAAAGAAGUAGGUAGAUCUACUGUGAUUGGAUCUGGGCGUGGGAGUCUGACGAGGAAAUUUUGAGUGAUGGGGCUAGGCUGGAGGUGAGAAGAGGAGGUGAGAAGAGGAGAUGAGAAAAGGGAAGAGACAACGUGGAUGGGCAAUGGGUCACAGAUGGAGAAAAAAUUGGAAGAGGAAUAUCGUGGGUUCAGGAAGGUUGGUCACAACUGAGGAAGAGAAAAAGAAAGAGACUCGGUGGUGGCUGGUUUUCCAGAUUAGAGUUUGUUGGGAGGAGAAGAGGCCCUAAACUCCUCGCAGAAGUUAAUGUGCCGGUCCAGCACUUCCUCGGUGGAGAUGAUCGUGUGGGAUCUCUGCAGUAUGUCCUUGAGGCCGCAAAUUCAGCGGCCCUGAUAGCAUCCCUGGGCGCGGAGGAUGUAGGCGGAAGUGCAUUCCUCAGUGAAGCAGCAGCAAUGGCAUUUGAUGGGUUGGAUUUUGGUGGGAGGAGUGACUUCAGUUGACGGUGGCUGAGUCUCUGAGCUGGCAAAUGCCAUGGCUUGAGAUAGAACAUUGGAGAUUGGUGAAAAGGAAACAAAGGCGAGAAAGAGCAGCAGACAUCGGAGGGGAGGGUGGACAUUGAUAAGGCUAGCAUCAAGGGGAUCUGCCAUUUCAAAUAUGACAACACUAAGGUUUGUUCAAUAAUUGAUUUGUAGUGAAUUGAAUAAGUGCUAAUUUUCUUAUAAUCUGCAGUUCCAUAAGUAAUGUGACCUAAGGUAAUGUGGCAUUGGACUUUGCACACCCCCUUCCCCCAAGGUCUAUAUUGUUUGUCAUCUUUGUUUUGUUUCCUGUCUUAUUUUCAGUGCAGAUUUUUUUUACUAUAAAAGAUUUUGUUUUAA
Molecule: messenger RNA, 1295 nt
Organism: Rubroshorea leprosula
Lineage: Eukaryota; Viridiplantae; Streptophyta; Magnoliopsida; Malvales; Dipterocarpaceae
Source: the annotation of a GenBank genome assembly